Molecule: messenger RNA, 1770 nt
Organism: Cucurbita maxima (winter squash)
Lineage: Eukaryota; Viridiplantae; Streptophyta; Magnoliopsida; Cucurbitales; Cucurbitaceae
Product: 26S proteasome regulatory subunit 4 homolog B-like
Exons: 6
Coding region: 72-1415 (447 amino acids)
Biological process (GO): proteasome-mediated ubiquitin-dependent protein catabolic process
Cellular component (GO): proteasome regulatory particle, base subcomplex
Molecular function (GO): ATP binding; proteasome-activating activity; ATP hydrolysis activity
Source: RefSeq, a predicted model, not a curated record
CAUUCACAGUACUAUUCACUUUCACAUCGAGCUUCCCUUGCCCUUUCACCUCUCUUCUCACUUCACCAAACAUGGGUCAAGGCACUCCCGGCGGACUCAACCAGCAGGGUGGUCUUCCUGGCGACCGCAAGCAAGAUGAUCCCAACAAGAAGGACAAAAAGUUCGAGCCAGCGGCGCCUCCGUCGCGUGUCGGCCGCAAGCAGCGGAAGCAGAAGGGUCCUGACGCCGCCUCCCGCCUACCGACGGUCACUCCACACACCAAGUGCAAGCUCCGCCUUCUGAAGCUCGAUCGAGUCAAGGACUAUUUGCUCAUGGAGGAGGAGUUUGUUACCAAUCAGGAACGGUUGAAGCCCCAGGAGGAGAAGAAUGAAGAAGAUAGAUCUAAGGUCGACGACCUUCGUGGGUCGCCCAUGAGCGUUGGGAAUCUGGAGGAGCUGAUUGACGAGAAUCAUGCGAUUGUGUCGUCGUCUGUCGGUCCUGAGUACUAUGUCGGGAUCUUGUCGUUUGUUGACAAAGACCAACUGGAGCCUGGAUGUGCGAUUCUUAUGCACAACAAGGUUCUUUCUGUUGUUGGGCUUCUUCAAGACGAGGUCGAUCCCAUGGUAUCUGUUAUGAAGAUUGAGAAGGCUCCAUUGGAAUCCUACGCUGAUAUUGGUGGUUUAGAUGCUCAGAUCCAGGAGAUUAAAGAAGCUGUAGAGCUUCCUCUUACUCAUCCUGAGUUAUAUGAAGACAUUGGAAUUAAACCCCCCAAAGGAGUUAUACUUUAUGGGGAGCCUGGGACAGGGAAAACAUUGCUCGCAAAGGCAGUGGCAAACUCCACUUCAGCCACUUUCUUGCGUGUAGUUGGAAGUGAAUUGAUCCAGAAGUACUUGGGAGAUGGACCUAAAUUGGUCAGGGAGCUCUUUAGAGUUGCAGAUGAUCACUCCCCAUCAAUUGUAUUCAUUGAUGAAAUCGACGCAGUCGGUACAAAGAGGUAUGAUGCUCAUUCUGGUGGCGAGCGUGAGAUUCAAAGGACCAUGCUUGAAUUGCUGAACCAGUUGGAUGGGUUUGACUCAAGAGGAGAUGUUAAAGUAAUUCUUGCUACAAAUAGAAUCGAAAGCCUUGAUCCUGCCCUUUUACGACCUGGAAGAAUAGAUAGAAAAAUCGAAUUUCCCCUUCCAGAUAUAAAGACAAGAAGACGCAUUUUUCAGAUUCAUACAUCAAGGAUGACACUAGCUGAGGAUGUGAACUUAGAAGAGUUUGUAAUGACCAAAGACGAAUUUUCUGGGGCUGAUAUCAAAGCAAUUUGCACCGAAGCUGGCUUGCUCGCUCUAAGAGAACGUAGAAUGAAGGUGACUCAUGCAGACUUUAAGAAAGCAAAAGAUAAGGUUAUGUUCAAAAAGAAAGAGGGAGUUCCAGAAGGACUUUACAUGUAAUGGAGUCGGGACGUCGAUGCAAAACAUGUACACAUCUCUAUUCACAUGGGCUUGAUUUAAUCUUCAUUUUCCCCUUAUUUAAUCUGGAACACGGAGGAUUUAGCACCCAGUUACCUGGUUGAGACGUUUCUUUUAGAUUUGAAAUGAGAUACACGACAAUUUGUUAGAGAUGAAUCAGGUGACGUUCUUUUUGUUAAAAGAAUGGGCCCUUUGAAUUUAUAUCUAGAGAUUUGUAAUGCUGCUGCUGCGAUAGAAGUACAAUCAGCAGCAAGGAAGGUAGUAUCAACCACAAACUGGCUACAUUUUUUCUGUUCAUUGAAAUUUUAUUGACGGAGAUUGAUGAUUGUCAGGUGAU